AGCGUUCAAUGUCGUCUAACCUUCGAGUAAAUUGAGCAUUAUAAGAUUUAUUUCGUGAGCACUCAGCAGCCAUGGCUGUAGUAAGAUGCAGGAAAUGCCGUUAUGACCUCCAAAUUGGAGAUGCUGUCAUUAUUGAAAAUAAAGAUUGCAAUGCAGAUACAAGCACAGACUCUGGACAGUCCAGUGUGUGGUAUCUGGACGUGGAUAGGGCUCCAGAAUGGAUACAGGUAGAAAUCACAGAUGCAAGUUGGACGAAAGGGAAAUUAGUUUGUCCAAAAUGUAAUGGAAGACUGGGGUCGUUUGACUUCUUGGUUGACAGACGGUGUUACUGUGAAAACCAUGCCGUGCCCAGUGUUCACCUUCUUAAAAGUCGAGUUGAUUAUUUUAGGAAACAAGAUAUUCCUGUUGUCAGAAAUAAAGGGCAGAUAAGAACCAGACGUGUUGAGGAAUUUCAAAUGGGGGUAUCACCAGGUGAAAAUAGCGCCAUCUUGGAUUUGAUUAAUAAUUCAAGCACAGUGAUUGACCAUACCUGGUCAUUUAUGCCCAGCUGUGAGUCUGAGCGUGAUACUUUGGAUAUUGGUGUUGCAAGCAGCUUGCCUUUAUAUAUGAAUAAGUCUAGUCAAGAAAAACCAGAAACAGGUGAUGCUGAAGAUAAUAACGGUUUGAUGAUCAAUAGUAUUAAGAUGAAAACAAGACUUUCCACUGAAAAUAUUGAGUUGCCAUCGCAUUUUGAACAUUCAGAGAAUAGUAGCAGCAAAUUUGGUUUACGUAAGCGUUCACAAAAAUUGUGUUCACAAACUAGUAAGAGUGUGAUGCAGCCUGGAAAUAUUGAAGGGCGUGGCCUUAAUCGUCAAUUAUGCCAAGGUGAUAACAUAAAUUAUAAAAGAGCUAGAAAGGACCAGGCUGUAAGAAGUAAUAUAUUUGAAGUUCUCCAAGAAACAACAUCAAAGGACGAAUCAGAGGUUGAGGAGGCUGAGGUGGAGAUCCCUUCAGAAUUUAGCUGCCCCGUUUGUCUGGAGCUGUUCUAUCAGCCCCACGAGUGUCGCCCGUGCCUGCACGUGUUCUGUGAGCACUGUCUGCGCGACAUCUGCAAGCAAAAACCGGUCAACACCCCGUGCCCUCUGUGUCGCAAGCUGAUCGACAGCUGUCACCCCUGCAAAGAAACAAUUGCAAGAAUUAGACAGGAGCUACCAGGUCCAUAUAAGGAGAGAAAGCAGGAGCUGCAGAGAUUGAAAAAGACCACAAAGUUCUACCCUCUCCCGCAUGCUACAUCGCACCAUUUCUCGAUGGCAGAAAGAUUAGGGCAGUUAGAGGAGCAAUACAGCGGACGGGGGUUCUUUUUUGGACUCGAGGAUGUCCUUACGCAGUGCAUCCAGGAUGUGGUGAUCAGAUUUGCGUGGCUGAUCAUGCUGUUUCUUAUCCACAAUAUGAUGUUUAUUGUCUGCAACAGGUGGGAUUUUCAGGUGUACGUGAAUAACACAUUCCAUUUUAAUGAAUUCUUGUCAACCAUGUGUAUGAAGCUGCUGAAUUUUGGAUUUUUGCAUACUGUUAGGAAAUGCCUAGGGUUGACAUUCGAUAGGAGGGAUAUUCUUGGAUAUUUGGUAGUGUAUGCUGCUUUGUGCUUGAUAUUUUAUUUAGAGGCUGGAUCUUGGAUUCAAUUUGGAUACAAUAUGGUGAUACUAGGCUCAUUUUUCACAAAUUAACGGCUUGUUAUCCCCCGCCUUAGGCGGAGGGAUAUUGUUUUGGCGUUGUCUGUCCGUCCAUCUUUCUGUCUGUCCAUCCGUCCAGCACUUUUGUGUCCGGUGCCAUAUCUUGGAAGUGCUUCGGCAGAUUUCAUUAAAACUUGGUAUGAGUAUAUAUAUGGAUAAGAGGAUGAUGCACGCCAAAUGGCAUUGUACACCAUCUGUUAAUAACAGAGUUAUGGUCCUUUGUAUUUAAAAAUAAUGCUUUUUAGCAGAGUGUCAAAUAUAACACUUUUGUGUCCAGAAGCAUAUUGGCGGGGGAUAUCAAUUUAACGAAUUUGCUU
Molecule: messenger RNA, 2026 nt
Organism: Dreissena polymorpha
Lineage: Eukaryota; Metazoa; Mollusca; Bivalvia; Myida; Dreissenidae
Product: E3 ubiquitin-protein ligase RNF180-like
Exons: 7
Coding region: 72-1703 (543 amino acids)
Biological process (GO): serotonin metabolic process; protein polyubiquitination; norepinephrine metabolic process
Cellular component (GO): endoplasmic reticulum membrane
Molecular function (GO): ubiquitin conjugating enzyme binding; ubiquitin protein ligase activity
Source: RefSeq, a predicted model, not a curated record